Messenger RNA from Drosophila obscura, 1272 nucleotides. RefSeq names its product aminomethyltransferase, mitochondrial. Gene Ontology annotation, molecular function: protein binding; aminomethyltransferase activity. Lineage: Eukaryota; Metazoa; Arthropoda; Insecta; Diptera; Drosophilidae. Gene Ontology annotation, biological process: glycine catabolic process. The transcript is spliced from 2 exons. Bases 21 to 1265 code for a protein of 414 amino acids. The record is from RefSeq and is a predicted model, not a curated record. Gene Ontology annotation, cellular component: mitochondrion.
UUCGGCACAGUCUUAGAGUGAUGUUGAAGCUAAGCAAUCGACUGAAACAGACGGGGCCUCGGGUUCUGCCCACAACCCUAGGCGGAUUACGCCACGUAUCUUCGGAUCGCUCCAGCGAGGGAAACCGCACGGCCCUCUACGAUUUUCACGUGCAGAAUGGUGGAAAAAUCGUAAACUUCGGGGGCUAUGCACUGCCAGUGCAAUACUCUGACCAGAGCAUCAUCUCCUCGCAUCUGCACACCCGGAGUGUGGGCUCCAUUUUCGAUGUAUCGCAUAUGCUCCAGACCUAUGUGAGGGGCAAAGAUGCAGCUGCCUGUCUGGAGUCUGUUUGUACGGCGGACAUCUUAGGUACUCCGGAGGGUAGUGGAACCCUCACGGUAUUCACCAAUGACCAAGGCGGCAUUCUGGACGAUCUCAUUGUGAACAAGGUCAGCGAGAAGGAGCUGUAUGUUGUCUCCAAUGCCGCUAUGAAGCAGCAGGAUAUGAAUGUAAUCAGUGCAGCUGCGUCAUACUUCAAGUCCAAGGGCAGAGACGUAUCCGUUGAGUUUCUAGCACCGUCCGAUCAGUCCCUGGUUGCCGUACAAGGGCCCCGAGUGGCUGCGGAACUAGCCAGGCUACUGGCUCCAGCCACGGCUCUAGACCAACUGUACUUUAUGCGAUCUUUCGUCGGCACUUUGGCAGGUAUCCCCGAUGUGAGGAUUACGAGAUGUGGCUACACUGGGGAGGAUGGCGUGGAGAUAUCGGUGGCUUCUGCACACGUACAGGCUCUCACCGAAGCCCUCUUGGCUAAUGGAAUCCUAAAGCUGGCUGGCCUGGGUGCCAGAGAUUCGCUACGGCUGGAGGCGGGUCUCUGUCUCUACGGCAGCGACAUCGAUGCCCAAACCACACCUGUGGAGGCAGCUCUGGCCUGGCUAGUGGCCAAAAGGCGUCGAGCUACUCGCGACUUUCCAGGUGCUGAUGUGGUUCUCGGCCAGCUCAAAGGAGGAGUUCAGCGCCGUCGCGUGGGUCUACAAAUGCUGGGAGCAAAACCUCCGCCAGCCCGCUCGGGAGUGGCCAUCUUCAAUGGGGGCCAGCAGGUGGGACAGGUGACAAGUGGCUGCCCAAGUCCCAGCACUGGUCGCAACAUAGCCUUGGGCUAUGUGCAGGAGACGCUGAAGGCGCCUGGAACCAGGGUGGAGCUCAAAGUGCGCGAUAAGUUCUAUGAGGCAGAGAUCACGAAAACGCCGUUUGUCAAAGCUAAUUACUACAAUAAACCAAAGAUAUAGAAUUGGA